CGCGAGGAACGGACGCACCAGCGUCGAGUCAGCGCCGAGACGCCAGUGUUCCGAAAUACCUCGCGUCGGAAAUUCUAAAAAUAAUCCAACCCAGUUCGACAAUCAGUGUCAAAUCGGGUUUUUGUCGGAUUUUCGAAACGCUCCUGCCGAAAAAAUUAGUGCUCGCUCCCCUGUGAUGUAAAUCACCGUCGCGUCGUCCUUCUGGCUGAAAAGUUCGCAAAACUUUUUUCAUCGGACAUGGUUUCCAUAGAAGUGUCGUCGAUUUAAUUCCAUUGGAUUUUCCGAUUUGAUUUAUGUAAUCGUGAUUUUGAACGAUACGAGUUACAUUUGCCGCUGAUUGUUUACGUCGUGUGUCGUUUCUUGUAGAUUGCGGAUUCGAUGAAACAGUUGUUUCUCUGUGAAUGUCGAAAGCGUCGGGUUUUUGGCCUUAAUCCUCGAGUGUUCAGAAGAGUUCGGUUUUGUGUUUAGAUGGAAAGUGGUGUGUGGUUUCAGUGAAUUGUUCCUGAUGGUAUCGAGGAGAUGCAAUUCUUCACUUACAUGGUUUGGUUUAACCACACUUCCAGAACUGUUUUGGGCGCUGGUGCUCCUACUCCUGACCGUACAUUCAAUAUGUCAAGGAACAAAGGUUUAUUCGGCUUCAGAUGACAAAAAAUACCACAAAGUGUCCAGAAGAGAAAUCAUCAUACCAUCCGACAAACCUUUGACGGACGAGAAUUUCAUCAGCAGCCUAGAAGGAGGAAAUGCAAGAAACUCCUGCUACCCGAUGGUGAACAUUGAUAUGGAAAAAAAAGUUUUCCACAGUCCUGGGUAUCCUGCGGUUACCUAUCCCAAUAAUUCGGACUGCACUAUAGUAUUAACAGCCCCUGCUGGUCAUCUAGUUACUCUCGACUUCAGGGACUGGUUCGAUAUAGAAGAGAGCACGGACUGCAAAAACGACUACUUGGAAGUACGUGACGGUCCCUUCGGCUUCAACAGGCAGCUAGAAAAUAGGCGAUUUUGCGGCAAUGAAUUUCCACCGAUGAUGACGUCCAGCGAUAGGCAUCUGUGGAUCCACUUUCAUUCCGAUGAAAAUAUCGAGUGCAAGGGGUUCAAGGCCGUCUUCGAUUUCGUCGAGAGACCACCGUUACUUCAGACGCCGGAGGUGAAACCAUGUCACAUAAAGAAAGAGAAAUUGGAACAGGGACUUCUCGGCAGCUCUGAGAUACCCAAGGAAAUCGUGGAUUUCAAUCAUAUGAACGGUUUGCCAAUCGAUUGUCUGUGGAUUAUCGAAGUCAAAGAAAACUGGAAGGUUCACCUCCAGUUCGAAGAGUUCAAGCUGGAAGUCCCGAAUAACUGCGAAGAGAAUUUCAUCCAGAUUUUUCACGAUAAGACAGAUAUGAGUUCGAAAGAGAAGACUUUCUGCGGAUCCAUGGCGGAUCCUGUCAUGUCCAAGAACAACGUCAUGAUUGUUCGUUUUUAUAAUGAGUUACCAACCAACAAAACCAUGUUCGCUGCCAAUUUCACUGCUUUCAGGGAGAACGCGAAAAAUUCUCCGUUUUAUAUUGCCAAAUGUGCUGCUGAUGAGUUCGACUGUGAUGAUGAAACUUGCAUUUCCAGAGCAUUGAAAUGCAAUAACCUAUUCAACUGUAGAUUUCGAUGGGAUGAAGAUGAUUGUCCGGGACGUACUGAGAAGGGAAAAAACGAUGAACAAAUCACAAUCAUCAUGAUAGUAUUUUCCUUGAUUCUGACUGGAAUGUGCUUCACUUUCAUAUACAACUGUGCUAGAAAAUUAGUAAGGGACCAUAGAACAAUACAGGAAUACAUACGGCAAAGUCGAGAGCAGCUUGAGCUGGACAAACAAGAGCAAAUGGAGAAAAUGUCGAAGGCGGGGAGCAGGGGACCUCGUUCCAGCAGCGGCUCGCCGUCGAUCGACAGGUUCGACAUGACGAACGUGGGGGCCACCACCCCCUGCUACGUCCCCGGGGGGGAGCUCCUUCCUAUCCUGAUCAGGCACAGCGAACACAGCCUAAGCCCGCCGAACGGGGAUCCCAACGGCCAGGGGAUUUACACGGUGGACACGGAAAAUUUGCCAGAGAUGUGCGACAGUGCCUGCCAGACCAGGGAGAGUUUGUUCACUACUCAAGGUUACAGUUCCGGCAACAGUACGCCCAGCCAUUCCAUGCGUACCAACUCCCCGCCAGCGCCUUUCAGCACCUUCGGCUACAAGAAGGAGAACAACAAAUUCAAGGCGGAGGCCACAAUAGAGAUGGGUCAGCACGCCGCCAACAAGUACGACGAGAAGACGAAGAGGCCGUACAGCGUGCAGACGACAAAAUCGGCGCCGGACGUCAUCGUCACCCACUGACAUUUAUUGAGAGCCGAGUGGGAGCCUUACAAGCGAAGACAUCCACGCCGGCAGGACGCUGAAAUCCUCGUUUGUCCAGACCACAGAGACUUCGUAGACAUAGAACGGUGCUCGGAACGCCACGUUCAGACGCAAACCUACGACGAAGAGUUUUUCCGGAUCACGUGACAGUUCGGGGUGGGCGAGGAGGCCGUGAGCAUGCACUUUUGAGGUGACCCAAUAGAAGGGUGGGGGAUUUGGAAAUGAAGCAGGUUGAAUUUUUCAACUUCUAUCGGAAAAUUUUCAUGGGGAGGUUAUGACAACAGCUUCUCGUGUCUUGAUCCAUCAUUAUUUGUAUAAAUCUGAAGCGGUUUCUAUACCUAAAUGUUCCAUGGAGCUGCAGAACCACUAUAUUUCUCUAGAAAAUAAAUAAUUUUCCUGGAAACAGUGAGAAUUAAACUGUGUCAGCUUAUAAUCAUUGCGUAUAAACGUAUUUAAGAGACUGAAAUUACGCAUGCAACUCAAUCAGUACCAAUUUCCAUAAUUACAAUAGGGAAACAUAUUUAUGAUAAUUUUUGAUAUGGAUUUAUGAAAUUUUACUGACAUCUCAGAAAGGCGUUAAAAUA
Molecule: messenger RNA, 2949 nt
Organism: Coccinella septempunctata (seven-spotted ladybird)
Lineage: Eukaryota; Metazoa; Arthropoda; Insecta; Coleoptera; Coccinellidae
Gene: Neto
Product: neuropilin and tolloid-like protein 2
Exons: 12
Coding region: 506-2344 (612 amino acids)
Molecular function (GO): protein binding
Source: RefSeq, a predicted model, not a curated record